GAAUCGGGUUCAGUCCGUGGGUUUGAAUGGCAGCCGACUCCAGAGUGCUCGCCUGGGAAAUUCCACGGACAGAGGAGCCUUCCGGGCCGCAGUGCAUGGUGGGGGCUGCGGAAGAGUCGGCCAUGAUUGAGCAAGUGAGCAGCAGCAGCUCCAGGCCGCUGUGUGGAGUACAGAUCUGUCUAUGGCAGUACAGAAAUUUUCCCAGUCGCUGCAGGAUUUCCAGUUUGAAUGUAUCGGUGAUGCUGAAACAGAUGAUGAAAUUAGUAUCGCUCAGUCACUAAAAGAAUUCGCAAGACUACUUAUCGCAGUAGAAGAAGAAAGGAGAAGACUGAUUCAAAAUGCUAAUGAUGUAUUAAUUGCACCACUUGAGAAAUUUCGCAAAGAACAAAUAGGUGCAGCAAAAGAUGGAAAGAAGAAAUUUGACAAAGAGAGUGAAAAAUACUAUUCCAUUCUUGACAAACAUUUAAAUUUGUCUGCAAAGAAAAAGGAAUCUCAUUUGCAAGAGGCAGAUACACAGAUUGACCGAGAACAUCAGAACUUCUAUGAGGCAUCACUAGAAUAUGUCUUUAAAAUUCAAGAGGUUCAGGAAAAAAAGAAGUUUGAAUUUGUCGAACCGCUUUUAUCGUUCCUUCAGGGUUUAUUUACUUUCUACCAUGAGGGAUAUGAACUCGCCCAGGAAUUUGCACCAUAUAAACAACAGCUGCAGUUCAACUUGCAGAAUACGAGGAAUAAUUUUGAAAGUACUCGACAAGAGGUAGAGCGAUUGAUGCAGAGGAUGAAAUCUGCCAAUCAAGAUUACCGGCCACCCAGCCAGUGGACAAUGGAAGGCUACUUGUAUGUCCAGGAGAAACGACCUCUUGGUUUUACAUGGAUUAAACAUUAUUGUACAUAUGAUAAAGGAAGUAAAACUUUUACAAUGAGUGUUUCAGAAAUGAAAUCCAGUGGGAAAAUGAAUGGCCUUGUUACUAGCUCACCAGAAAUGUUUAAAUUAAAAUCUUGUAUCCGACGAAAGACGGAUUCAAUUGAUAAACGAUUUUGCUUUGACAUAGAAGUGGUCGAAAGGCAUGGGAUCAUCACAUUGCAAGCCUUUUCAGAAGCUAAUAGAAAACUCUGGCUUGAAGCCAUGGAUGGGAAGGAACCGAUUUAUACCCUGCCUGCAAUUAUCAGCAAGAAAGAAGAAAUGUACUUAAAUGAAGCAGGGUUCAACUUUGUGAGAAAAUGCAUCCAAGCUGUGGAAACGAGAGGCAUCACCAUUUUAGGUCUCUACCGAAUAGGAGGAGUGAAUUCCAAAGUGCAGAAACUCAUGAAUACCACAUUUUCUCCCAAGUCCCCUCCUGACAUGGACAUUGAUAUUGAGCUGUGGGAUAAUAAGACAAUAACAAGUGGACUGAAAAACUACCUCAGGUGCCUUGCAGAACCACUGAUGACUUACAAAUUACACAAAGAUUUUAUUGUUGCUGUUAAAUCUGAUGACCAAAACUACCGGGUGGAAGCUGUACAUGCAUUGGUGCACAAGUUGCCAGAGAGAAACAGAGAGAUGCUGGACAUCUUAAUAAAGCACCUGGUCAAAGUGUCCCUACAUAGUCAACAAAAUCUCAUGACAGUCUCAAACCUUGGUGUUAUAUUUGGUCCAACUCUAAUGAGAGCACAGGAAGAAACUGUGGCUGCCAUGAUGAAUAUUAAGUUUCAGAACAUUGUGGUUGAAAUUCUGAUAGAGCACUAUGAAAAGAUUUUUCACACUGCCCCAGACCCCAGCAUCCCUCUUCCUCAGCCUCAGUCUCGAUCCGGAUCCCGGAGGACGCGUGCAAUCUGCCUCUCCUCAGGCUCCCGGAAGCCCAGAGGAAGGUAUACUCCGUGUUUGGCAGAACCUGACAGCGACUCCUACAGCAGCAGCCCCGACAGCACGCCCAUGGGGAGCGUCGAGUCCCUCUCCUCCCACUCCUCCGAGCAGAACAGCGCCACGAAGCCUGCCUCCUGCCCGCCCAGGGAGAGGUCUGCCGGCAUCCCUUGGAUUGCGGCCCCAUCGCCCAGCAACGGACAGAAGAGCCUUGGUCUCUGGACCACGAGUCCCGAGUCAAGUUCUCGAGAAGACGCAACCAAAACGGACGCGGAAUCAGACUGCCAGAGCGUCACCUCCGUCACCAGUCCCGGGGACGCGUCCCCACCCAUCGACCUGGCCAAGAAGGGGCCCUACGGGCUCUCGGGACUGAAAAGAGCCUCAGCUUCCUCCCUCAGAUCCGUCUCUGCGGCUGAAGGAAACAAGAGCUACAGUGGAUCCAUUCAAAGUUUAACUUCCAUAGGUUCCAAAGAGACACCCAAAGCCACGCCAAACCCAGAUCUGCCUCCAAAAAUGUGCAGGAGGUUAAGGCUGGACACCACCUCCAGCAACGGCUACCAGCGCCCCGGCUCCGUUGUGGCAGCAAAGGCCCAACUGUUUGAAAAUGUUGGUUCAGUUAAGCCAGUUUCUUCUGGACGCCAAGCCAAAGCCAUGUACUCCUGCAAAGCAGAGCACAGCCAUGAGCUUUCCUUCCCACAGGGGGCGCUAUUCUCUAACGUGUACCCAUCAGUGGAACCAGGAUGGUUGAAGGCAACUUAUGAAGGCAAAACAGGACUCGUCCCAGAAAAUUAUGUUGUCUUCCUCUAAUGCUAUUUAGUGGACGGCAGUAUCUUCAUGGUAUCCAUGGUAACAAGUAAUAAGUGCUAUGAUUUUAUCUGACACAGAUAUGAGGAUCAGCCCAUUAAAAUGAAAAAUAAUCCAUUUCUAGCGAGUUUUCCACAGCAGAAUAUGUAGCUCCAUUAACGGAAAGGGGAAAAAAAUGUUUAAGUUUUUGCCAUUCUUUUUUAUCUUGGGCUGAUUUCUUAUUUUGAAAUAGCUUAUCCCCAUCCCCUGCUUUUUUUCUUUUAAUAAGUAACUCUCCACAAUGUCUCUUUCAUAACAUUUAUAAAAAUCUCAAAUACUGUGUUAAGUACUACAUCCCAGAAAUCUGGAAACCAGAAAUCUGCUAUAAGACUUUUAAGACCUGCCCUUUACUGUCCAGUAUUCUCUGAGAAACCUUGAAAUCAUUGCUAAAAAAAUGUAAUUUAAGCUGUUCAUUUAUUAUUUUUUCUUAAAAAUAUACUACUUUUAUAUAUGAUUGUUUUGCUGGUCCUAAACAUUUCAAGGAAAUAAGGGGGUUUUUUUUGACAUAAGUUUAUUUUUAUUUGUUUACCAAGUAGAUGAUAAUAUUCAAAAGCAAUAAUGUAUAUGGUGUCUGUAAAUGAAACCAAGUCAUACACUGAUUCUGCUGUAAACACUCUGUCCAGCAUUCCAGAUGCCGUCUAUGUGCUUAGAGCAGGGAUCAGCAAACUACUUCUGCAGAAGCUUAAUAGGAAAUACUUUGGGCUUGGCAGGACCUGUUGUCUCCAUCACCCUGUUCAGACUGCCGUUGUAGUGGAGAGUAGUCACAGACAACACAUGAAUGGGUGUGCCUGUGUAUCAAUACAGCUUUCUUUUGUGACGCUGAAGUCUGAAAUUGUGAAUCUGUCAUGCCAUAAGAUAUUAAGCUUCUUUGACUUUUAAAAAAAUCCAUUUAAAAAUAGAAAUUUAUAGCUGAUGUGCCAUACAAAAGCAGGUGGCAAGCCAAAUUUGACUUAUGGGUCAUGGUUUGCUGAUCCCUGGUUUGAAGGAUGUGUAAAACUGUCUGUAUUUGAGAUUUUAUGAAAUUUUACUCCAUUAACAUAUAAAUACUAAGUGAUAUGCACAUACCCUCUGCUAGAAUCAGUAUAGUGGUAUCACACAUGUGUAAUUACAAUGAUAGGAAAAUGAUGGAAAAGUACAGUAUACAAGCAUACAGCUUAAAUUCUACUUGUUAUUCUGUAAAGUGUCCAAGGAUUUUAUUGAUACCCUUUUGGCUCCAAAUGAUAAAGAUGAUGUGUUAAGACAGUAGUUGGAAGACUAUGCCUUCUAAAGUCUGUGAUUAGUUGAGGCAUAAUCUUAACAUAAAGGUACAGGAUUCUUAAAUUAUUUUGAAAUUAUUUCAUCAUCUUUAGCAGGAAUAAAGUCAUAUAAAAUUUUCCAUUAUGCCUUUCGAUUUACAGCCUUUAAUAGAAAUUUCACUGUAUUUAUAGAGCAUAGAAAUAGGUAUUUACUAUACAUUUAUAUAUACCAUAAUUAUCUGGUCAUAUGUUGACCACUUCUUCUAUUAUUUCUAUUUAACAACCCUCAUACUAUUUCUAACAUAUCUGCAUGUGGCAAAGAGCCUUUCUUCUCAAGAUUCCCAAAAGCUGGUUCUCUGCCAUGGAUUGCCACAGCACUGGCCCGCUUGGCCACAGUAUUGUACAUGCUACUUCAAAGGUCUUCACUGUAUAGACACUCAGGUAUUGACUGUAGACAGUUCUUCUUACAUGAUACUGCUUUGUAAUCUCCAUCUCUUCUACUUUAAGUUAAUGUUUCUAGAGUUAAUAGGUAUAUUAUAUACAUACACAACUAUGCCUUGGAGCAUUUAUGCUUUUAAAAUUAAAAAUGGAAUAAUGGAUUAGGAUUUAGAGGUAAAUAGAAUAACAGUAGGCAGAAUUACAACCAGAAAUAAAUAUCAGCAUGGAAAUAAAGGAAUGGAAAAUAUUUAAUGUUGUAAAAAUCAGUAAUAUAAUGAAAAAAUCAGAUACAUUUGUCUCCUUUUUUUUUUUUUUACCUGCUACUGUUGAUUUUUGUACACUAUGAUUAUGCGUUGCUAGAGCUUCUUGGCCUCUAGAUCCUUGGUGGUCCUUAGUAAUUGCAUUGCUGACAUCCUGACUGCCCUCUGCUGGAACAGAGGUGGUCUCUCUAAGGGACCUGGUUCUUCAUCCACAGCACCCUCAGUUUAAGCACCCUUGCUAGCAUCUGGCAUCCUACUAAAUUAAAGCCUCUUAAGGCAAAUUGAUUUUCUUUCAAAGACCAACUUGACUCUGAAAAGAGAUUCAGAGUCCUUCUUCACUUGCUGCUGCAGAGAGAAAUCUCAACCUUCAUUUUCCUUUAACAUGGCCAGCGUGUUCCUGCCUCUGAGUUGUCUGUGAGCUAAUUCUACAGAUGGUCAGUGAGGAAUUAAACCUUUUGCUCUUAAAAGUCAUGGGCAUGAAGCCCCUCUCCUUCUUUAUGGUGAGUCAUAUACUGUGACAGUACUUGAUAUGGUCCCUUUUUGAAAUAAGCUGCGAAAUGCUUGUCCCAGUUAUGCUUUUGUUUGAAGUUUUAAUCUCCCAGAUUUGUGAGAAUGGUUCUUUUUCCUUCACAUUGAUUGUUCAUGGAAGCAAGUCAUGGCCCUAUGCUACCGCUCAAAUGAAGCUGCUUUUCCCUAGAAAUGUUUCCAACAGAUAAAAGUAUUUAUGAACAUUGAGAAAACCAGGGCAUGUGCUGUGAUCACAUGGAAUAGUCAUUACACCAGAAGGUACAUGCCAGUCACUACAAGAAGAUCAUAUUUGAAAUGACAACAGUGUUUCGGUAAUGAAACUGUAGCCUUUCAGAGACUCAGUGAAGAUACUUUAGAAUUGCCACAUCCACACCUUGGAAACUUCAGGCCAGGUGGGCACCCUAAUCACUGCUGACAGUAGAAUAAGGGUGCGGAGACUCACGAGUCCAAGGCAGUCAUCUCAUCUGUUAGAUGAAGAUAUCCUUGAGUGCAAGACCUCGCUGUGUUUCAAGGUGACUCUUGUACCACAGCUGCCGGCUUAUAAGCAGGAGUCGGUUAGGUGAAGGCUUUUUGUUUUGUGUGAAUGCCUGAGCAGUGAGAUGAUCUCUGUAUCGCUCUGAAGUCUGUGAGGCAUGAGGAAGUACCGUUCCUCCUUGUUUGACGGGGGUGCUUUUACCCUUGUAUUCGCUCUCUGCCUCGCACUGUGAGUGGGUAUAACCAGGCAUCCCAACAGCGGCUCACUGAUGGCUCUUACAGGAAGGGAAGAGGUUUUUUUUUUCAAACGCGCCUUCCAAACUUUCCAGGUUCUCAAAUAAGAAAAGAAGGCAAAGAGACAAUGAUUUGGGGAUUCUUUUCUGUUCUGUGGUAAUAGCUUUUACUUAUUGUGGCAUGCCCCCUAAAAAUCCACCAUGAUGUCAGGAAACUGAAUCUGCUCUGCAGUCUUAGGAAAUUAAACCUGCUGGCUCCUCACUCCGGCCUUCUUCAGGUCUGUGCGUGUCUGAUGUGCAGGGUCUCAUUCACAAGGAUGCUGGUUUACAAGGGUCCCUCAGAGCCUUUCUUCAAAGCCCUUCCAUUCUUAGUAUGCCUCCCCCAGUUAGAUAUUUGGGGUGCCUUAAUCAGCAGUUAGAACUCCAUCUUGAUUUGUACUUUGUUGACUGAAGUUAGAGGUGGACUCAUUUCAGAACGGGUUUUGUUCUUUAGUUUUACAAUGUAUUUGUAGUUCGCAGCUGUUACUAUGACCUAACAUCACUGAGUUAGACCCCAAAGUCAUGUCAUUUGCUAAAGGAAAAAAGUAGAGACCUAAUUACUGUCCAGAAGUUAUUUUCUUCUUUAGUAUAAGUUUCCCACUUUGAGUAGAUAUUGCUGUUAACUUUUGCCUCUUACCCUGUUUGCUUACCUUCCAAAAUCGAAACACUUUUCCCAGAGAAUUAUCAGCCUAUUGAGUAGACUUCUGAAUAAUCUGUAUCCUACCUGUCUCCUGUCGAUCCUCAGACAUAAUUCAGGUACUUAUCAACGACUCUCACAUCUCUUCACCACAUUCACUGUAUCCAUUUGUUGUCACCAGUAUCUCCUUGCCUCAGAUCUAUGUGGUAGUAACCUUGGACAAAUUCACAUUUACGGAUGGCAUGGACUUUUAGAGGAUCAGAUCAAUAAAUAGGAUUUUUCACCUUUUUUUGGACUGUUGUGUUCACUGUUUUAAACAGGAAAUCUCAAGUACAUUGACAGCACUCACAGCAAGCCAUAGGCAGAAAACUGAUUACAUGUUCUGGUCCAAAGUUUCUAAGUCACUGUGUGACUUAGGGAGUCUAACAGAUCAGCCUCUCUCCGUGGCGCUCACGGGAGGGACGCCACACUCAGAGGUUGGGCGUCCUUUCCUCGGUGCCGUAGGGAGGAAUGGGGUCUCUGUGUGUGCUGCAGACCCUCACCAUCCUUGGUGGUCACGGCCAGGGCCACGGGAGGACCGCUGAUGCUGGAGGCGGUGCCUGCCCCACCGUAGGUAGGUGACCACUUUCUGCCCUUGCACCAUCUCUCGACAAGGUUCCCAUGGUCUUUACCCUUCCAGAGCCCAGCUCUGCCUUGAAUCCAUUGUCUCUUAGAUUAAUGCUGUGCGUUGUUUUUUAUAUGCAGAAAGUUGGAGAUUUUAUGUCUGCCUCUGUAUCUUCGGUCAUGAUUUAUGCUUAACAGCUGAGAAGGCAUCACAUAUCAAGGGCUGUGAUUUCAAGAGCCUUUUUGAACUCUAAGCUGAAGCCUUUACAAUAUAUUGGGAGUGUGGCAGGGAAGAUGACUUUUUUUUUAAAAUUCAAAUCCUAUUUAUAUACUGUUAAAUUUGAGGUACUAUAGUUUAUAUAAAAGUUGAAUAUUUAGAUGAUAUAUUUCAGUAUUAGGAAUUUGUCUGAAGCCAUUAAUUAACAUAACAAAUUAAAUAAUAAGUAUGAAGAUGAUUGUCAGUAAAUUAUCAUAUUGAAUUUUUUGUUUAUUUUGUAGUGUCUUGUAUUUAUCUGCACUUUGUGUGUAUAUAUAUAUAUACACACACAUACAUAUACAAACAUGUAAAUAACUUCAUGUUAUUCCUUAUCUGAAUUGCCACAAUUUCUUUAAUGUAUGUUUACACUGUAUUUUAAAUUACUUUAAAAUAAACUAUGUUUAGCACAUUUUAA
Messenger RNA from Odocoileus virginianus texanus, 7798 nucleotides. Lineage: Eukaryota; Metazoa; Chordata; Mammalia; Artiodactyla; Cervidae. The record is from RefSeq and is a predicted model, not a curated record.